AUUGAAUCGAACCUUUCGUAUGCUGCUGAUGGUGCUCCGGAACACUUCUGCUGAAAGCACAGAAUGCGCGCAUUUUCACACGACACAUCGAAGGAAAUGUUCGUAUAGUAUCAUUGAGAAAAAUCGAUUAGGGACGAACUUCAUCGUUUGGAUAAUUCGCGUGUGAAAUUGACCGAUCCACGGAACUUGGUUCGCCAUGGACAGGAGAAAAAUGUCUACAGCAGGGGAUUCCCUCUAUCAGACUUUAGAAGUUCCGAAAACCGCUACUUCAGAAGAAAUUAAAAAGACGUAUAGAAAACUGGCCCUGAAAUAUCAUCCUGACAAAAAUCCUAACAAUCCAGAGGCAGCUGAAAAGUUUAAAGAAAUAAAUAGGGCGCACGCUAUACUGACAGAUCUAACGAAACGUAAUAUAUAUGAUAACUAUGGAUCUCUUGGUUUAUACGUCGCAGAGCAAUUUGGAGAAGAAAAUGUUAACGCCUAUUUUGUUGUUACCUCUGGAUGGUGCAAGGCACUGUUCAUAAUUUGUGGACUAAUUACUGGUUGUUAUUGUUGCUGCUGUUGUUGCUGCUGUUGCUAUUUCUGUUGCGGUAAAUGCAAACCAGCUCCUCCUGAAGAUAGCGGUGCAUAUCAUAAUUUACAGCGGAACCUGAAUCCAGAGGCUGUUGUGACAAAUCAACCGCGAGGUUUUGGCAAGGAAGAUGAAAGCGAUGAUGAUGCUGUGACAGCUCAACCUCAAAGUGGUGGAUCACAAAAUACAUCUAAUACACAGCAACCAAUAUUUGCCAUGCCUGCACCAGGAUCAGCGGCACCAACGUCGACGGCUAACGAAAGCACGAACCUAAACAGCGGCGGUGAACGUGUGAUUUAUACCACUGCGGCUGCCACAAAUCCAUUCAUAGGAGCCAAUGCAGCUACAAGUGACACGGGACCAACCAGAUGGUAGACUGAAUACGUGAAAAAUCCAUCAUAAACAUUAAAUUCAUAUUUAUAGUGCCGGAUCUCUACAAUAGCUCAUUAACAUAGAUCAUAAAUUGAUUGUCUUGAUAAAAUAGACGGUGAUCGGUUUAGCAUUAUAACUUUUCCUCCUUUUCGUUUUUUGUAUAUACAGUCUGUAUAUUAUUCUGUAAAUCAUUAUUACGUUAUAUUUAUUUAAAUGGUCUCGAUAUAGGUAUGUAUCGCUCAUUUGCUACAACGACAUAACACAAAAAUUAUCAUUUUCGAAUUGUUUGCAACAAAUCAAACAAGUCCUUGGAUCUUUAAAUGAAGAGCUAAUGAUAUUUUUAUUCCCCUACAAUCAGGUAUUACAUUAAAGUCGCAUUUAAAAAUAAUAUUACAAUGUUCGAACUCAUUUUCUGAAAAACUUUGAUGUUGAAUUAUGUCCUUAAUUGUUGCAGCAAAUGAGCGACAUUCUCUCCUACGUAAUUUAACACAGUGAUCUUCCAUUAUACAGGAACCUAUACUAUUUUACAAUUUUCUUAUACAUCAAGGUAUGCAUUAUACUUAAACUUUCCCAAUUUGAAAAGUAUUAUUUUUUUUUAUGUUUUGUGUGUUCCUAUAAUAAAAUUUUUAAAAGAUUAGCACAUAUGAGCGAAAAGUAAAAUAAGAUGAAGCCUUGAUAAAAAAUAUGAAUUCUUAUACUAAUUGUAAAACGUAAAAUUACUCAGUAAUAUAUAACGAAAGAUAAUGUUUUUCUUCUCUCUAGAAUGUUUGCACAUAGUUAUUGAUAUCUUGUGAUCCACCCACCCGUCUCCAGUUAAGUUCUUGAGAUAAUGUAAUAUUUGACUAUAAUAUACUAUAUAAUUGUAUAAUUGACUAUAUAAUUAUACAUAAUGUAGAAAACGUAAGUCAUUCAUCAUUUUUUAAUAAAUUUUAAGUCAGCUAUUCGUUGGAAGCCUAA
This is a messenger RNA of Temnothorax curvispinosus, 1897 nucleotides long. RefSeq names its product dnaJ homolog subfamily C member 5-like. The transcript is spliced from 7 exons. Gene Ontology annotation, cellular component: type Is terminal bouton. NCBI's taxonomy places the organism in Eukaryota, Metazoa, Arthropoda, Insecta, Hymenoptera, Formicidae. The record is from RefSeq and is a predicted model, not a curated record. Bases 197 to 943 code for a protein of 248 amino acids. Gene Ontology annotation, biological process: regulation of neuromuscular synaptic transmission.